This is a messenger RNA of Erpetoichthys calabaricus (reedfish), 3110 nucleotides long. Its product is annotated as homeobox-containing protein 1. Gene Ontology annotation, molecular function: double-stranded telomeric DNA binding. Gene Ontology annotation, biological process: positive regulation of DNA-templated transcription. Gene Ontology annotation, cellular component: nucleus. NCBI's taxonomy places the organism in Eukaryota, Metazoa, Chordata, Cladistia, Polypteriformes, Polypteridae. The record is from RefSeq and is a predicted model, not a curated record. The transcript is spliced from 9 exons. The coding region runs from base 231 to 1463 and encodes 410 amino acids.
CACUGUCUGCUUCCAGUGUUGAUAUGAAUAUGGCUGCUGUCAGUUAAACAAAAGCAAAUCAACCUACUAUUUGACUGAAAUCAACUAAGCCAAACACAAAGCAGAUUAAUAUAAAUAUAUAUAUGUAAAUAUUUUUUUGUCUCAUUUUGAUCACUACAGAGCGGAGUACGAGAAAACUGACAUCAAUUCUUAAAUGAUCAGGCGGCCGGAGGCCCAUAAUAUUUUAAAGAAUGUCUCAUUACACUGAUGAGCCACGAUUUACAAUUGAGCAGAUUGAUCUCCUGCAACGAUUGCGGCGGACUGGAAUGACAAAACAUGAAAUUCUGCAUGCUUUGGAUACACUUGAGAGGCUUGAUCGUGAGCAUGGAGACAAGUUUGGUCGCAGAGCUUUGUAUGGUACUGGUGGCACAAAUACAACGGUUUCUGUUAGUAAUGUAACAGCUUCAUCCUCGACUACCACUACUGCAACACAGACUCAAUACCGUGUUCUCUCACCUUCUCCAAGCAACAGUUAUGACAUUUCUCCUCCCCCAAGUACUGCAACAACCAUUCAUAAUGGAAGAGAGAGUCUGCCCGCUACCCCAAAUGGCAAGCUAUCACCUAACAGAUACACAGUCAGUAGUGUCACUCAACGAUCAUUCAGCUUUGAGACCACAGAAGAUGAUUUAGACAUUGAUGACAAAGUAGAAGAACUAAUGAGAAGAGACAGCAGCAUUAUCAAGGAAGAAAUCAAAGCAUUCCUAGCCAACAGACGAAUUUCACAAGCUGUGGUGGCACAAGUUACAGGUAUCAGUCAGAGUCGGAUAUCCCACUGGCUUCUUCAGCAAGGCUCAGACUUAAGUGAACAAAAGAAGAGGGCAUUCUACCGGUGGUACCAACUUGAAAAACACAGCCCAGGUGCCACACUUAAUAUGCGUCCUACUCCCCUUGCAAUAGAGGACCCAGAAUGGAGACAGACACCACCACCGGUUAGUACUACACCUGGAAGUUUCCGUCUGCGUAGAGGAAGUCGUUUUACAUGGAGAAAGGAAUGCUUAGCUGUAAUGGAAAGCUAUUUUAAUGAAAACCAGUAUCCUGAUGAAGCUAAAAGAGAGGAAAUUGCUAAUGCUUGCAAUGCUGUGAUACAGAAACCAGGAAAAAAGCUGUCAGAUCUGGAAAGAGUUACCUCCUUGAAGGUUUACAAUUGGUUUGCAAACAGACGGAAGGAGAUCAAGAGAAGAGCAAAUAUUGAAGCAGCAAUCCUGGAGAGCCAUGGAAUUGAUGUACAAAGUCCUGGAGGGCACUCAAACAGUGAUGACAUUGAUGGAAAUGACUACUCGGAGCAGGAUGACAACACAAGCCACAGUGAUCAUCAGGACCCUAUCUCCCUGGCCGUAGAAAUGGCCGCAGUCAAUCACACCAUAUUAGCUCUAGCAAGACAAGGUGCAGGAGAGAUCAAGACAGAGGUGCUGGAUGAUGACUGAGAUACUAUGAAUGUGGUGCUUCACUGAAAUAAUUCUGGCAACUUAUCUUUUUUGAAUACAUGGUUUAUUUUUUACAUUUUUUAAGAGGCAUCUGUACUUUUUCCAUACCAUUAAAUGUCUGUUGUUACACAUUAUAAAUUAUUUUUUUUAACUGUUAACAAAUCAGUCAGUCAUAAAUGAUGUAGCCCUACAAGUAAAUUUCAGUCCUGCUCCCAGAUUUGAGCAACCUUUGAUAAUCUGAAAAAAAUGUUUAUAAAACUAAUUGCAUUUCACAUAAGUCAGUCAUUUUAUUAGUCUGUUAUGUCUUCUGUAGUAAAUGCUUGCAUAACCAGUCAGCUAAACAGAUUCUUUAUACUGUAUACUGAAUUUAAACUUUAAGUUAUACUAUAGUAAUUUUACAUUAUUAAAAGUUUCUUCAGCAGUAUUUUAAUGAUGUGAUUUAAUAAUAGAAAUAUUUUAAUGUCACUUAAAAGUGAGUUGUAGGAAAGAAAUAUCACUGCCCAUGUUGCUAAAAUAAUGUACAGUGACAGCAUAAUGCAUUUUGAGUAAUUCUGUCUUAAAAAAGACCAGUUCUUCUCUACUAGACUCCAGUGAUUUGAGAUCCUGGUAUAGUUUGGUAGAUACUCAUAGUAGUUUCGAAUCAACUGCAGGCCUGAUGAAAUAUGUUAAGAAAAUCUGUUUAUAAUGUUGUUGCCAUAGAAAAUAGGGUCUAGCAGCAUACACAGACCCGUAUCUUAAAUGCCAUCACUGUCCUUUGGAUUCUGUCAUAGUCGAAGCUGGCUUCAGCAUAUAACUUCCAACAGCAUAGUCAGCAUAUGCGCAUAUGACUUUACCAGUGAUUGAUUGCUCACCAGAAUGGUUAAGAUUAGUGUUCAUCUAGAGGUAGUCCAUAACAUUAUUAUGUCACAGUAUACAUAUUUUUGUUUCUGGAUAUGAAUGCUUUUCUUUAUUAUGUUGUGUUUUAAAAGAAAACUUUAGGCUUACCACUGCUUUAGGGUUGCUUGAGAAAAGUAUAAUGUUGUUUUAGAGUUCCAAAAAAUUCAGCUCAACUUGCUGGCUUGAAACUCUCAGAGAGAGAAAUGGGGCAGCUUCCAACAUGAGAGUAUAUGAAGGCUGAAAAAUACUUGUUAUUGAAAUUCAUAAUACUAUAACCAUGCAUUUGAUUUUAUGUUGAAGUCAUAUUAACAAAAUGGAGUUCACAAGCCAAAUGGAGAGGGCAGUUUUAAUGUGAACAGUAAAAGCAAAACGUUUUAUAUUAACUUUAUUAUUAAGUAUAAUAAAUCUAAUUUCUGAUUCUGACAUAUAUAGUAUGUGAGUAAUAACUUGAAUAUAAUACACUACCUCCAAUUCUUGUCAAAAUAAUGAAUGCUAAAUAAUUAAAGUGAAAAGCAAUCAGUAAUUAAUAACCCUUAAUACUUCAAAACUACACAUUUACACCAAAGUCUUUUAUCAUGUAAACAUUUGCUGUAUUGUGUCUCAAUCUAAAAUAUUGCUGAAAUGACAAGAUUAUGGAGCAGCUGUGCAAAAUGUAUUACAUACAACAAGCUCCUGCUAUUUAUAUACAUUAUGCAUGAUUUUUUUCCCAAGGGAAAAACAAGUCAGAAAUGUAUCACUGUAUUUGAAUAAAAUAUGUUGUGUUCAAACUCA